Molecule: messenger RNA, 3339 nt
Organism: Branchiostoma belcheri (Belcher's lancelet)
Lineage: Eukaryota; Metazoa; Chordata; Leptocardii; Amphioxiformes; Branchiostomatidae
Product: probable ribonuclease ZC3H12C
Exons: 8
Coding region: 151-3063 (970 amino acids)
Cellular component (GO): nucleus; cytoplasmic ribonucleoprotein granule
Molecular function (GO): mRNA binding; metal ion binding; RNA endonuclease activity
Source: RefSeq, a predicted model, not a curated record
ACUUGUGACUCUUGCACUUCAGACGCCUGAAUAAAACACGGUGAGCGGUGCGUGCAGUUACACAACUUCACGGGACGCAGCUGGCGCGACAAACUUCAGCGCUACUUCCUUGGCGGAACUCUUACAGUGACUUGUAAGAUUAAAGAGGGAAUGUUAUUCAGAGCACAGUCAGCCAAACCUGAUGACAUGUGUAGGACAAGCAGCAGCGCCACAGACAGGAGGACACAAGAAAUGACACGGAACAAGGACUACGGCGAUGGGAAAGCGAUGCAGGCUGACCAGGAGAGGAGAGAGGCGUCAGGGCCGUGUGAGUUCGUCGUCCCAGCCGGUGUGAGGGAGAAGCUGAUUGCGGCGAAGCAGCGGGUCGAGGCGCUGUUCAGAGUGACCGUGCUGUUAUUGAACGUCGCCUCGGCAGAGAGCUCAACUUCCUCCAACCAGUGGGUCCGAGUGGAGGGCGAAAAGGAGCGGCAGCUUCGCGCUAAGGAUUACAUCCUCUCGCUUUGCUGUCCGGAGCUCACACGGGAAGAGAAGUGCAGUCCGGAGUUCUACGACGCGCUCGACAAGCUACAGAGUAGGAUUGAGUACGAGUCACAAGCCGCUCUCACCGCCCUGAACAACGCAACCUUCCUGAUCCAAGCCUACAAUGAGAUUCAGCUCAGCACGGCGCUGUCAUUGAUCGAAGAGGAGAAAAAGAAGUUUGUUGCAGCAGACAUGAGGCACACGGCGGCGGACAACCUCAGCAAGAAUAUGAGACUCGGUACGAACAAUGGUGAGAUACCCAGAACACUAGACAAUGUGCCUUCCAGUGCAAAGAGAUCAGAUGAAAGUCUGGACAGCAUAGACGGAGUUAGAUCGAACACGAGCAGCCCAAAAGGGUCUGACGGGGAGGACUUUGACCCGUUCACAGACCCGGAGAGCAUUAUAAAAAUGGAGUUUGCAGUGAAGCUAGGAUAUCCCGAGGCAGACGUAGUCAGAGUGCUGAAAAAGUUGGGCCCUGACGCGCUCCAAAACGACAUCCUGGGUGACCUGGUGAAGAUCGGGGCGGGGUCAAAAGACGAGGAGCCUGAAGAAAAGCAAAGACUGGUGGCCAAAGGCGGCCGGGCCACGCCUCUGUCUAUGGCUGAUAAAACUGAGGAUGAAGCUGUGUUUAGUGAUGAGGAUGAAACAGACAAUCUCCGAGCUAUUGUCAUCGAUGGAAGCAAUGUUGCUAUGAGCCACGGCAACAAGGAAGUGUUCUCCUGCAAGGGGAUCGCACUGGCUGUGGACUACUUCAUCAAGAGAGGACAUCGUGAUAUCACUGUGUUCGUCCCCAACUGGAGAAAAGAGGCUUCAAGACCAGAACAGCCUAUUGCUGAACAACAGAUCCUCGACAAGCUGGAGAAAGAUAAGAUCUUAGUCUACACUCCUUCGAGACGCGUGGCGGGGAGAAGAGUCGUCUGCUACGACGACAGGUUCAUCUUACGCCUGGCCAACGAGACGGAUGGAAUCAUCGUAUCUAAUGACAACUACCGCGACCUUCAAACAGAGAAGCCGGAAUGGAAGAAGAUCAUAGAGGAGAGACUUCUGAUGUACUCGUUUGUUAAUGACAGAUUUAUGGUGCCAGAUGACCCCCUGGGACGGUACGGACCGACUCUUGAUAACUUUCUGAGGAAGAGGCCAACAGCACCUGAGAAGAAGGCUCCUCCCUGUCCUUAUGGUAAGAAAUGUACCUAUGGAAACAAGUGCAAGUACUACCACCCUGAGAGGGGCAACGUCCCCCAGAAGUCAGUGUCUGAACAGAUCAUGGAAGAUGGCAAGAACCGAGUCAGGGCACUGCACAAGAGAGCGUCCCUUUCCACCUCCAAGGACAUAAAGAAAGACACACCUAAAGUGAGGGAAUCUAGAAAGCCUGGGUCAGAGACCACAGCUCCUAGCACCCUGCCUGAGGACACCCCAACAUUGUAUGCUGACUUGAGCACAGCAUCCAAACCUACAAACGUUGAGAAGAGCAGCAAACAGACGAUCACAGAGAAACCCGUCAGUGGGGACCGCGAACUGAAAUCAAAGUCGACAAGAAAAGACACUCCGGUGUCCCUCGAUACGAAAGACGUCUUCCAAGGGGUCAGUCCGGAUGAAAGUGCCUCCCUGCCUUCGCAGUACCACCUGAAGGCCCCUGAGAGACGGGAAGUGUCUACCGCCCCCUUCAUGUCGUGGCAAGGCCCUGCCAGGCCCCACCCCACCCACAGUCCCCAGCAAUCCAUGCACUCCUACCACGGGACCAUGAGUGCAGACCCUAACCCUGGCGCCCAGUGGAACAGGCCACCACCCCAGCAGCAGCCUAUGUACCGCCCCGACCCACGCAUGCAGCAGUACAACAUGCAGCAUCCCAGCCAGUAUCCCGACUACUCUAUCAACACCUUCUACUCCAGCCCGGAGCCUCGAGGCGACAUCAGCCAGGAGAUGUCCAACCUGGCACUGCGCGAUGCGACCAGCCUCCCUCCGGAGAGCGGGUACGUGUCUGGGAGACACAGCAGCUGGGACGUGUACCAGCACUACCACGGUCAGCCUGGUGUCCACAGUCUCCAGCACCAGCCCCCCGCGUCCGCAGACCCCUACCGCGACCACAGGAGCGGCUCGCACCCCUUCCAGUACACCCGGCAGACCAGCACGUCCGAACCGCAGCUGUACCACGACCACCACCCCGGCCUGCAGCAGAGGGGUCCUGUCUACAACGGUCAGAACAACCUGAACUACGGCAUGGCGUCCUCACAACACCAACACCACAUGCGCAGCCGCGCCAUGCCUGCUAACAUCCCGCCGGACAGCUACUGGCCUGGCCACUCCCAGAUGCCGCCCCCACAUUACACGUACGCCCCCAACAUGCCACAGGAGCAGUACGGCAUGAAGUCCAACCCUGAGGACGCGCCCAUCCUCCAGGACGACCCGCGCUACCACAUCUACGUCAACCUGAGCAGCGUGUUCCAGCCAGACAAGGUUCGGCAAGCCCUGAACCGCUACCCUCACGAGAGGGACCCCACCAAGAUCGGGCAGAUCAUUGUAGAGAUGCAGGUGUUGAAGAGUUAGAAAAGGGCCCUUGUUGUAACGUUGUUAUAUAAUGAAUGGUAUUUUUGGGCAUUGAACACUGUGAUUGGCACCUGUUGUCAAGGGCAGUUACAGCUACAUGUGGUGUGCUACAUUUUGUACAAGUGGCACCGAUUUGUGUAUCAGGGCUCAAAAUAAUCUGCAGAAAAGGUUUCAAGAUCACAAACAAAAAUACCAGCAGCAAAAGUUUACCAGCUAACAUGUUGCAACUUUGCAGGUAAAGAUUCUGGCCUGCCAUAAUGAACCACUUAUUGCAAG